GACGGGAAGUUAAUUAAUAAAACUGUUGGGGAAAGAUUUCUGUAGGAAAAUUGCUGCUAAGACAAUGUCUAAGGCCGUGGAGAAAGUGAUCUUUCUGGCCAUCAUAUUCCUAUAUUUAAACCAAUCUUCAGUCUAUGCUGCUGGUGUUACAUAUGAACAAUUUCUACAGAAUGCCAAAAGUUUGAGAAAAACCUGCCAGCCAAAACAUAAAGUUUCUGAUGAAUUAGCUGAUCAACUGGGUAAGAAAAAUUUCCCAGAGGAUAAAAAUCUUAAGUGCUACGUUAAAUGCUUCCUGGAAAUGGCUCAAACAAUGAAGAGGGGAAAAAUUAACGUAGAAGCUGCAAUAAGGCAAAUUGAUAUUUUGGUCCCUGAGCACCUGAGGAAUGAUUACAAAGCCACUGUUCAAGCAUGCAAGGAUUCCUUCAAAGGAAUUAAGGACAACUGUGAAGCCAGUUACACAUUUCUAAAAUGCUCUGCCGAGCAAAAUCCUUCCUACGAAUUUCCUUAG
Molecule: messenger RNA, 508 nt
Organism: Phlebotomus papatasi
Lineage: Eukaryota; Metazoa; Arthropoda; Insecta; Diptera; Psychodidae
Product: general odorant-binding protein 72-like
Exons: 2
Coding region: 65-508 (147 amino acids)
Biological process (GO): olfactory behavior; sensory perception of smell
Cellular component (GO): extracellular region
Molecular function (GO): odorant binding; dibutyl phthalate binding
Source: RefSeq, a predicted model, not a curated record